Humulus lupulus (European hop) is the source of this 384-nucleotide messenger RNA. RefSeq lists its product as uncharacterized. The transcript has 2 exons. The coding region runs from base 1 to 384 and encodes 127 amino acids. NCBI's taxonomy places the organism in Eukaryota, Viridiplantae, Streptophyta, Magnoliopsida, Rosales, Cannabaceae. The record is from RefSeq and is a predicted model, not a curated record.
AUGGAAACUGCUUUUGAGAUAAUGAAAUAUCUUCAGGCCAUUUUUGGGCAGAAAUUUGAUCAAAGUAGACAUGAGGCUACUAGAACCUACAUGAUUACUAAGAUGAAGACGGGUGUUUCUGUGCGUGAACAUGUCUUGAGCAUGAUCAAUGUUAUGCAUGAAGCAGAAAUACAUGGGGCCAUCAAUGAUGAGCAUACACAAUUGGAAUUCAACAUGACCCAACAGUUGAAUGAACUACAAACAUUUGAGUCUCUUAACAAAUCCAUAUCCAAAGAGGCUAAGGCAAAUGUGAAAGAGGAGAAACCUUUAACCUCUGAUGAUAAAACCAAUACGAGGAAGAAGAAUAAUGACAAGGACAAAACUAAGGGCAAGAUGGCGCCUUAG